Molecule: messenger RNA, 381 nt
Organism: Symbiodinium sp. CCMP2456
Lineage: Eukaryota; Dinophyceae; Suessiales; Symbiodiniaceae
Source: the annotation of a GenBank genome assembly
AUGUCGACCACCUAUACCGGGAUGCUGGACGCAAUGCCCCCUAUGGACGUUGGCCUGCGGAGGACGAUCGUGUCCUCUUUCUGGUACAGACCAACAGCGAUACGCCCCUGCCAAACUACCCUCAGACCGUGCCUCUACCACAAGACCCACUACGUGAUCGUCAAUGUGAGGGAGCAGCCAGCCGCCGUCGAGGUAGACGAUUUCGUCGCAGACAAGGCUAUGGACUGGAUUCUGGGUCGAUGCGACAUAUCCGUCCUCGUCAACAUUGCCACCUUCCUCGCCGUCUUUGCCUUCUUCCUCGACAGCUUCGCGGCCCUGCCCUUGGAGACGCAAGUGUCCCGGGAACGCAGCAGAAGUCGAGAUGAUGCUGAAGAUGAGGUA